Molecule: messenger RNA, 2697 nt
Organism: Dentiscutata erythropus
Lineage: Eukaryota; Fungi; Glomeromycota; Glomeromycetes; Diversisporales; Gigasporaceae
Source: the annotation of a GenBank genome assembly
AUGAGCGAACAAAUUAUAGAAAUUCCAAGUGAACAAUCCACACCACAUAAUGAAAAAAAAAUUACAAAGAUUGUGUGUUCUCCAAAAUUAAAGUAUGUUGCAACUUGGAGCGAUGAAGACAUGUCAGCUUGUAUAUAUUCUAUUGAAGAUCAAAUGAAUCCGGAAUUUGAAAAAUGCUAUUCAUUAAAAGAACAAGUCGAGCAUGGUCUUUCAGAAGAGAUGAAAAAUGAUUUUUUAAAGGCUAAAAAAUAUGAACUAAAGCUAUCAGAUCAAAAGCAUAUUGUGUUGAUGCCUUAUAAUAAAGGUUACAGACACGCAGCACUUUUUACAUUAGAGCAUACAUUAAAACACUACGAAGUAAAAAUUUUAGAACCCAAAGAUAAUAAAAAAGAAAUAAUUGAAAGUAAUUUUAUAGUUAACGAGGGCGAUUAUUAUUUACUUAUCAGAGGGGAAAAAAAUUAUAAGAAAAAUGAUAGUACUAACAGUAUCACAGGCUAUAUAUUCGAGUUAUGUGGAAAGCUUAAAAAAAUGUUUAGAAUUUCAAAGUAUAACUAUUCAAAAGACCAUAUAGUGCUUCAUAAUAAUGGAUAUAUUUUUAUAUACAAACAUGAUACACAUAUUAUCAUGGCAUGGAACACCAUAACUUUGGAAUCUAUUGCUUAUUUGACUACUGAAUGGGAGAUUAAUUGCAUACGUAACAUAGUAAUAAAUGAAGAAGCAACUCUAUUGGCUAUUUGGAUCAAUAACUUUAUAUACAUAUAUUCGAUUAAAUUUCAGCUUAUGAUAUCAAUCCACAAUGUUGGUUAUAAUAUAAUAAAGUGUCAUUUUAUUUCAUUCGAAGAUAGAGAAUGGUUACUUGUCAUAUGCAAGCAGAAGCAUUUCUAUUUAUUAGACCCUUAUAUUUUCACUGAGAAACGUAAUAAAGAAACAGAGGAAAUAUCCGAAUUAGAAUUAAAUCAACUGUAUUUAAUUAAAUAUAGUAUGGUUUUUUAUAUUGAUGAGAAUAAAUUGAAAGUCCAAAAAUUUCCCAAAUCUUGGAUGUAUAAGCUUAAUAACGUGAACUCUAACUUGGUUGCAACAGAAGUAUUUGAAGAAAUCGAAAAAGAUGAUGAAUCCAUUCCAUAUCAACUUGAUGAUAAAUGGGACAUCAAAAAUCAUCAAAAUAAGGUUAUACUGUCUUAUAAUAAUGUUGAUAGUGUCAAAACUGAUAUACCAUAUUCUGGAGUUAAUAAUGUUGAUAGUGUCAAAAUUGAUAUACCAUAUACUGGAAUUAAAAGAAUUAAACUCUUAAAGAAUAAAGAUUUAUUAAUGAGUAUGAGAGAUGAACAUGAGGAUUGUCCAAGUGGAAAUAUAUAUAUCUGGACUAUUGCUAAUGUCAAAGAAAUACCAAAAAUACGAUUAAGUUAUUUCUGGAGUAGUUCAACAUCAUUUCAAAAGGAAUAUAAAGAAUAUUUACCAUAUUUACCCCCUCCAGAAUUCGAAAUCGAAUUAAAAAUAGAAAAACAUGAAACAAUUCAUGAACUUAAUGAAUUGAUAAUUGAAGAUUAUGCUAAUUCACGAUUUAAAUUAAGUCUUUAUGGAAGACGAUUAAUGGAACAUUUAUUAGAAAAUGAAAAAUUUGAGUUUAUCGAAAUGUUACUGAAAAAUAUAAUUAACUUGACUAUUAAAAAUAGUGAUAAAAGUUUUAUCUCAAAUCUUCCAUUAGUGAAAAUAGUUACUUAUAAUUUUCGCGCACUAAGUCAUUAUUCUGAGAUUAUAAAUUGGUUUUUAUGUAAAAUCGCUUUUUUUGUACCUGAUGACACAUUAUCAGAAAUAAUUAGCACAAAUUCGACUUCUAAUCAUCUUCAAAAAUUUGGUGAAUACCCUAAUAUUUUUGAUAUUUCUUUAAUUUAUCUUAAGAUAGAAAGUUUUUUAAAUCUCGUAGUUACAAAUUUCAAACAUUUCAAGCAUCUCUUGAAAUUUGUAAUACCAUUACCUAAAUUUUCACCACACAAACGAAAGAAAAAAACUGUUAAACUAGUUUUUCCUUUAAUGGGACUUACUGAUUAUUCUAUUGGAAGUUAUUUGAUGAGAAAACUAGACUUUGAAUAUAAUAUUAUGGAAAAAAAAUUUAUAGUAUUUAUAGAUACUUUAUUUGAUGCAUACAGUUCUUUUGGUUUUUCACCAGAGACUAAUUUAUAUGAAUUAUGGAUUGGUGAAGCACUUCUUACUUACAAAUGGAACACUUACGGAAGGGCUAUCCAUAUUACGACCUUAAUUAUUCAUAUUUUUUGCCUUAUUUGUUUUGUGCUUACUGUGAUUUCUUAUGAUCAAAUUCGACCAUUUAUUCGAUUAUUUAUACUAUCUAUUGUUAUUGUAAUUACAUUUAUUGAUUAUAUACUAGACUUGAUAUAUUUGAUUUAUGAAUCACGAAUGAGAAAAAUUGAUAUUUUAUUCUUUACUGCUGAUACUAUAGCAACUUACUUUAUGCUAUUUGCAGCCUCAACUAUAAUUUAUUAUAAAGAUUCAAAAUCAUAUUCAGGCUGGUUUUAUAGUAUUGAUAAUAAUUAUCUUAAUCUUAGUGCAUAUAUUACUUUCGCGAUUUUAUUACUUGAAUUGAAAAUUUUAUUAAAUAUUCAUACUUUUGAAUUUUUUGGAACUGAAUUUGCAAUUAUAUUUGGUGUAUUCAACGAAGUACUUCCUUUUAUCGUCACCCUU